GGACAUCCAAGAAACUUCGCCACUAGAUGUUAACCAACACCACUUACCUACUUUCAAGAAUGGAUCCCAUAAAAUUCAUUUUUGAAAAACCUACCCUUUCUGGAAGAAUCUCUCGGUGGCAUAUGUUGCUUUCCGAAUUUGAUAUUGUUUACACCACACAAAAGGCCAUCAAAAGGCAAGCCAUUACAGAUCAUUUAGCCGAACAUGCGGCAGAAGAUUAUGAGCCUAUUGAUUGGGAUUUUCCUGAUGAAGACAUUUUGGCAUUGGAGGCAAAAUCUGAUUCAGACAAUUGGAAGCUCUUAUUUGAUGGAGCUGUUAACCAGCUUGGUUGUGGCCUUGGAGCCGUGUUGGUAUCCCCAAAGGGAGAUCAUUUUCCUGUUGCUAUAGAGCUUGAUUUUGCUUGUACCAACAACAUAGCCGAAUAUGAAGCUUGUAUUGCAGGAAUACAUGCUGCUCUGGAUAUGAAUGUCCGAGAUUUGGAGAUAUAUGGUGAUUCAGCGCUAAUCAUAUGUCAAACAAAUGGCGAUUGGCAAACCAAAGAUCCAAAACUUAUUCCCUAUCACCAAUAUCUUGAAACUCUCAUCAAGAAAUUCAGAUUCAUCUCUUUGAACCAUAUGCCCCGUGCCAAGAAUCAGUUUGCGGAUGCUUUGGCAACUUUAGCCUCCAUGAUCCAAAUCUCCGGUGAUGAUGUGAUUAAGCCUUUGGUGAUUGAAAUUAGUCAAGAACCGGCACAUUGCAUGGAAAUCAAGGUUGAUGACAAACCAUGGUUUCAUGAUAUUAAACAGUUCUUACAAAAUGGGGAAUACCCUCUACAUGCUUCUGAGGCGAACAAGAAGACAAUCAGAAAAUUAGCAGCUUCAUACUUCUUGAGCGGAAAUACAUUGUAUAAGUGCUCUGCUGAUAUGACCUUGUUGAGAUGUGAUGAUGAAACAGAAGCAAAACAAGUCAUGACUGAGGUCCAUGAAGGGAUAUGUGGAACACAUGCAAAUGGAAGAAUGCUUGCUAGAAAAAUUCUCCGGGCUGGCUAUUAUUGGUUGACUACGGAACAUGAUUGCAUCAAAUAUGCACGAGCUUGUCACAAAUGUCAGAUUUAUGCUGAUCAUAUUAAUGCUCCGCCUUCAUUACUGCAUAAUAUGUCCGCUCCUUGGCCAUUCUCCAUGUGGGGCAUUGAUGUGAUUGGGACAAUUAAUCCUAAGGCUUCCAAUGGUCAUCAAUUCAUCUUGGUUGCUAUCGAUUAUUUCACCAAAUGGGUAGAAGCGGCAUCUUAUGCUAGUGUUACAAAGAAGGUGGUCACUCGCUUCAUCAAAAGAGAGAUCAUCUGCAGAUAUGGGCAACCAGAGGCCAUCAUUACUGAUAAUGCAAGCAAUUUGAACAAUGAUAUGAUGACUGCACUAUGCAAGCAAUUCAAGAUCAAGUAUUUGAACUCUUCUCCAUACCGACCAAAGAUGAAUGGUGCGGUGGAAGCUGCCAACAAGAAUAUCAAGAAGAUUCUAGCUAAAAUGGCAGUUACUUACAAAGAUUGGCAUGAAAUGUUACCAUAUGCUCUCCAUGCUUAUAGAACCUCUAUUCACACUUCAACUGGGGCAACACCUUAUUCCUUGGUAUAUGGAAUGGAGGCAGUAUUACCAGUUGAGCUAGAAAUCCCUUCUAUGAGGAUCUUAUCCGAGUCAGGGAUUGAUGAAGAAGACUUGAUUCAGAAAAGGAUAGAUUAUCUCAAUUUGCUUGAUGAGAAAAGAUUGGCAGCUCUUUGUCAUGGCCAAUGCUAUCAGCGACGAAUGGCAGCAGCUUACAACAAAAAAGUCAAACCUAGAAUAUUUCAUCAAGGGGAUCUCAUCUUAAGAAAGAUCAUGCCAAAUGAAAGAGACCCUAAGGGCAAAUUCGCACCAAAUUAUGAAGGGCCCUAUGUUGUUAAAUAAGCUUUCUCUGGAGGAGCACUCUUGUUGAGAUAUCCGGAUGGAACUGAUUAUCAUCACCCGGUGAAUGCCGAUGCUGUCAAAAUGUACUAUUGCUAAAAAAAAAAAAAUUAGGUUGAAAACUCGAAAAGGCGGCCUAACAAAUUAAAUGUUUCCUU
Messenger RNA from Rubroshorea leprosula, 2071 nucleotides. NCBI's taxonomy places the organism in Eukaryota, Viridiplantae, Streptophyta, Magnoliopsida, Malvales, Dipterocarpaceae. The record is from the annotation of a GenBank genome assembly.